UAUCUGGGUAUAGUGGAAUCUCGGCAGUUCUCCUGUGGCAUCGUCUUGAGGCAAAGGUUUAAAAUGGUAUCGCAAGGUAUACACGUCCUGGCAGCAGUAUUGUGUCUCACUGCUGUGCUCACUGGAGGUCAAGCUCAGUGUCAGACGGGUGAAACACCAGUAGUGACUAUCUUCACGUGUAACACUACUGGCGGUGGUAUUGUGAUACAAUGCGUGGGAGAAGGAACUAACGUAGUCCCCGAAAAUGUUGUCAGCGUUGAGCCUCUCUCCGCUUCCAUUAACGGUGACGUCUGUUUCUACGGCAUCACUACUUUUGCCCUGGCGUUUUCUGACCUCGAGAGCACGUGCAGAGUGAAAGUGACAAGCUGUAAGCCAGACCAAGGAACUGGUGGGGCCGGAGGCGGAGUAGGUCCAUGUCAAGCUGACGAGACAGAAUUGGUGACGAAUGCCACGUGUGUCCGUAUUAUUGAAGACGAAAGGUCUUGUCUGGGAGAUGGAGGCUCCGAGCUCCCCGGGACUGUCCGAAGUUUUCAGCCUGUCGUCAUUGAUGGUGAAGCGUGUUUCUAUCGCAUUUUAUCCCCUACUCAACUACUAGCCUUUUCUGAUGGCGAAACAUGCACGGUAAAGGUGACAAGCUGUAUCGCAGUUCCAGGGAAAUGUGGAAGCAUUGACAGCCAUGAUGAUGAUAGCGACAGUGAUGAUGAGGAUGAUGACGACGAUGACGAUGACAGUAACGAAUCCUGAUAAUUUUUCGGUCAUAAAUCAUGCCCGAUUCCUUGUUAUUUUACCCCUACGUUUAUCUAUGUUUUCGAUGUGUAUUACCGGUACACAUUUGUACUCUCUAUAACUUACAUGUAUACUAUGCACUUGGCACGCUUCCAAAACUUCUUUUCUUUCAGUCUACUGGCAAGCACAUUCAAUAUGACGUUUGAUCA
Messenger RNA from Liolophura sinensis, 935 nucleotides. RefSeq lists its product as uncharacterized. The record is from RefSeq and is a predicted model, not a curated record. NCBI's taxonomy places the organism in Eukaryota, Metazoa, Mollusca, Polyplacophora, Chitonida, Chitonidae. The transcript is spliced from 6 exons. Bases 64 to 744 code for a protein of 226 amino acids.